Molecule: messenger RNA, 1341 nt
Organism: Aspergillus versicolor CBS 583.65
Lineage: Eukaryota; Fungi; Ascomycota; Eurotiomycetes; Eurotiales; Aspergillaceae
Product: glycoside hydrolase family 27 protein
Exons: 3
Coding region: 1-1341 (446 amino acids)
Biological process (GO): carbohydrate metabolic process
Molecular function (GO): hydrolase activity, hydrolyzing O-glycosyl compounds
Source: RefSeq, a predicted model, not a curated record
AUGUUGCCCAUCGCCAUACUCGCAACUAUCCUGGGGACUGCAAAGUCGCCCAAUGGGUUCUUGCGCCCUGCCAGAGGAUGGAACUCCUGGGGAAUCCAGGCAACCCCUAACACGACCCCUAGUUUCCCCCAGCUCCCUGGCCGAGUCGUCAACCAGGAAUUCAUCAUGGAGCAGUGCACGGUCCUGGUUGAGCCCGACCUGCGCGCGGCUGGCUAUGACCUAUGCAGCGUGGAUGGCGGCUGGUAUAGCUCCCUCACAGACGAGUUCGGUCGGGUCACACACAACACCACGCUUUUUGAUAUUCCUGCUCUGAGCGACUAUCUCCAUGGCAAGGGUCUCAAGAUGGGCCUCUACAGUCAGCCUGGCAUCCCGUGUGAGGCACGGGAUAAGCAGAUCUUUGGUUCCAAUCUGACUGUCGGGUCAACAUUCAUCGACCAUGUGGAUAAGAACGACAACUGCUACUUUGACUACAGCAACCCGGCCACUCAGCUCUAUCACGAUGAGCUGAUCGCUCUAUGGGCCGCAUGGGGGGUGGACAUGAUCAAACUAGACUACGUGACGCCAGGAUCCAACAUCGAAGACACGCGCAUGCCAGGCAACCUGAGCGCCACGGGAAUUGCCUACCACCGCGCCAUUGCAAAGAGCGGACGGCAGAUUCAACUGGACAUAUCAUCGAACGUGUGUCGGAGCGACCCGUACUGGGGAAUAUGGACCUCCAAUGCGGACAGUAUAAGAGUGGACACCGACAUUAACAGUUAUGGCGAGGAUGUGUUUGUGGGGAUGCCCAAUGUCCAGCGUGCAAUCGAGAACUAUCGACAGUUUGUUAACCUCCAGCUGGUCGACAACAAACCCGUUACCCUGCGAGGGAACCUAGACAACCUGUUUGUUGGGAAUCCAGCUAACACCACAGGGGUGACGGACAAUCAACGCAUUACUCUGAUGAGCCUCUGGAUUGGCGCGUCCUCGAAUCUACUCCUUGGUUCCGACAUGACAAACCUUGACUCGCUAGGCAGGUACUUAACCACGUCUCGGCCCUCUAUUGAAGCCGCGGACUUCUGCGCCGAGUACCCCAUGCAGCCGCGAAAUCCUGGCACGGGCAGUAACCAGGCCAAGCAGUUGCAGGCCUGGAUAGCCGGACCGGAUCAGAAGGGUAAUGCAUAUGCACUAUUGACAAAUCUCGGUCCAAACCACGGUGAUGGUGGCUACGUGACCGUUGGUGUUGGACGGCAGAAUGUGUCCAUUACCCUUGCGGAUCUCGGCCUACGGGGAGGCAGACUCAACAUGCAUUCAGAACUAGUCUCUCCUGCCUACUUUGUGUAUAUAAAUUACCAGGAUAAGUAG